Molecule: messenger RNA, 2359 nt
Organism: Coregonus sp. 'balchen'
Lineage: Eukaryota; Metazoa; Chordata; Actinopteri; Salmoniformes; Salmonidae
Source: the annotation of a GenBank genome assembly
AUGCCUCAGUAUUUUAGAGCAGGUAUAAGAGAGGUGCCACCACUCUAGCAGUAAAAGUGAAGGUUCAUAGUACCAGUCGCACCACCCCACUUCAACCACUGAUCUCAGCCCACCAUAGGGACCCCUUUAACCUUUAACCCCCCCCCUUCCAGUGCCCCUUCAUCCCCCCUAGUGGAGGAUAUGGUGGAGCUGGACGGCCGGCAGCAGAGAGUCUACCACAGGGCUGCCAGGAUGAUACAGAGGACAUGGAGGAGACAUGUGGUGGGUGGAACCACAACACAACACACACACACACACACACACUAGCAUGCACAGACUGUGUAACUUCUCUAUCUCCCAUGUGUAGGAUACACGCGUGUUCCAGUACUUCAAGAACCUUGUGAGGUUCCGUAACCAGGGAGACCCUCGACUCCUGCUCAAAUACGUCAACCCCAGAGAGGUUAGACACCUUACACACGCACAUACACACACACACACACACAGACACACACAUUGACCAUAAUGAAUGUUACUGUGGUUGUUGCAGGCAGAUAUUCUGGAUGCUGCGGCAGGAGUCCACAUCAGAUUCAGACUGGGAGGGGUAAGUUCAUUUUGUCAGUGCUAAAAUGCAGAUUAUAAACUGGGUGGUUCAAGCCCCGAAUGCUGAUUGGCUGACAGCUGUGUUAUAUCAGAGCUUCUGAAAAAGAACAGGAGAGCCUCUCACUUUAGGAGCUCAUAUGCAAUCAUUUAAUAACCAACGUUUGGACAGACAAGCUGUCUUUAUCAGACCGUAUACCACGGGUAUGACAAAACAAUAAUUGGUAUUGCUCUAAUUAUGUUGGUAACCAGUUUUCAAUAGCAAUAAGGCACAUCGUGGAUAAGAACAGCCUUAGCCGUGGUAUAUUGGCCAUAUACCUCCCCCCGAGCCUUAUUGCUUAAAUAAACACCCAUCACUCGCAAUACUAAUACCUGAAUUUAUUUCAAAACCUAUCUGCGAUGAUUUAUGCAAUACAAAUAGAUGUGUGCAUGCUAAUGUGAGAUUUGUUUUUCUCUCCCCUCAUAGACCACCUUUCCACCGAGCAUCUACUAUAAGAUCUACACCCACCGACCCAUCGUGGACAUGUGUGCCAACAGCCCCAAGGACUACACCCACCCCAGGCAGAAGAGGCCCGUCCCCAGGCAGAUACACAAUGGGAAGCCCCAGGUGCAGGACGACCAUGCUGGCUGGUACCGCCGCGUGGAGAACAACGGCUGGAGACUGCUGUCUGGGAAGGUGGUGCAGAAGUUCUAAAUCCAUGAUAUCACACUGUAUCAGAUGUGGGUUCAGUAUGAUAUGGUUGGAACCGCGAACAGAGAUACUUUGUUGCCUUCGUUGCUUUAGUGCAGGACUCAGCGACUCUGUGAAAGAAGAAUCAUUUGAGAAGCGCUGUGCUCUCUCUCUCUGUAUUGGUUCAGGCUGCUCUGUUAGGUGACAUCAUCACGUUGGAGACCAAUGGCAGGAAGGUGGAGUUUCACCAUUCCAAACUGCAGCGUCGUCAGGACGUGGACAGGAGGAAGAAGAGGAGGAAGAUGGAAUGGCUGAAGCAGAUGUGAGUUAGUGUGCGUCCUUACCUGCAACAGCACUACUCACCUGUCCCCUCACCUGUAUGCUCAAACUGCAUCAUUAUUGCUAACCUCUAAUAGCCUCACCUGUCCCUCUACCUGUCCGCCUCACCCUCACCUGUCCCUCUACCUACUGUCUGCAGGUAUGACCUUGGCUGUCUGCAUGCGCGUACAGAGUAUAGUGAGACAGCCAUGCUGGUGGAGCGGUCAGCCCAGGGCAUGAUGGACGCCAUGGAGCAGCUGGGACCCAACCACAUCGUAGAGUGGGAGGUGGACGAACUACUGGAGUGGACCAACGCUCUCAACUUUGACGAGUAACUAACCACCAUAAUAUGUAUAUUUUUUUAUGAUCCUUUAUUAUAACAGGUGAUCCCAUUGAGACAGUUGGAAUACGGUGUUACCCAAAGCAACAAUGUUUUUUAAAUAUUUCUGCAGGUAUAUUAAUGACUGGAGGGAUGUGGGCACCAGUAAUUCCUCUGAGUCUUGUAAAGGUAAAAUGAUUUAUUCCUUGACCUGACUCAGCACAUAAUAACCACACCAACAACAUCAGUGGGAUUAUAGCACCCCCUUCUGGUCAAAGGGAGUAAUAAGUCUCUUUCACUCUAUUUCUCCUUCUGCCCAAGAUAAGAGGCUGGUACCGUCCAAGCUGGAGCCUUGUGUUGAGUUCACUGUGCUGGGGCAGGAGGACAGCCAGGUGGACACUUACAGCAGUAUCCUCCACCCUUUGGUCUCCAGCCUCAUCAAGUCAGAACACUCCAAGGCCAAUUUCUCUGACUGA